Molecule: messenger RNA, 1866 nt
Organism: Pteronotus mesoamericanus
Lineage: Eukaryota; Metazoa; Chordata; Mammalia; Chiroptera; Mormoopidae
Gene: SLC5A12
Product: solute carrier family 5 member 12
Exons: 15
Coding region: 7-1866 (619 amino acids)
Biological process (GO): sodium ion transport; transmembrane transport
Cellular component (GO): extracellular exosome; membrane
Molecular function (GO): symporter activity; lactate transmembrane transporter activity
Source: RefSeq, a predicted model, not a curated record
CCCAGCAUGGAGGUGAAGAGCUUUGUCGUUUGGGAUUACCUCGUAUUUGUAGCCCUCAUUAUUGUUUCUUCUGGAAUCGGGGUGUUCUUUGCUGUUAAGGAGAGAAAGAAGGCAACUUCAAAAGAGUUCCUUGUAGGGGGAAGACAAAUGAACUUUGGUCCUGUAGCGUUGUCUCUGACAGCCAGCUUCAUGUCAGCUGUCACUGUCCUGGGGACCCCUUCAGAUGUCUACCGCUUUGGGGCCUCCUUUGUGCUUUUCGCCAUUGCCUAUACUUUUGUCAUCAUCUUGACAUCAGAGCUCUUUUUGCCCGUGUUCUACCAAUCCGGUAUCACCAGCACUUAUGAGUAUUUACAACUACGAUUCAACAAACCAGUUCGUUAUGCAGCAACGAUCAUCUACCUUGUGCAGACGAUUCUCUACACAGGAGUGGUGGUGUAUGCUCCCGCCCUAGCGCUCAAUCAGGUGACUGGGUUUGAUAUCUGGGGUUCUGUGUUUACAACAGGAAUCGUUUGCACAUUCUACUGUACUCUGGGAGGACUGAAAGCAGUCGUGUGGACAGAUGCAUUUCAAAUGGUUGUUAUGAUUGUGGGCUUCUUAACAGUUCUCAUUCGAGGAUCAGCUCAAGCUGGUGGAUUUCACAGGGUAUUAGAGCAAUCAACAAAUGGAUCUCGACUAAAUAUUUUUGACUUUGAUAUAGAUCCUCACAGGCGACACACAUUUUGGACAAUCUCAGUGGGAGGAACUUUUACAUGGCUUGGGGUCUACGGAGUUAAUCAGUCAACCAUCCAGCGAUGCAUUUCUUGCAAAACGCAAAAGCAUGCCAAGCUAGCCUUGUACUUCAAUUUGUUGGGUCUCUGGAUCAUUCUGGUGUGUGCUGUCCUCUCUGGCUUAAUCAUGUACAGCUACUUCAAGGACUGUGACCCUUGGACUUCCGGCAUUAUCUCGGCGCCAGACCAGCUGAUGCCAUACUUCGUCAUGGAGAUAUUUGCCUCAAUGCCUGGACUACCAGGACUUUUUGUGUCUUGUGCCUUCAGUGGAACUCUGAGCACCGUGGCUGCAAGUAUCAAUGCCUUAGCAACAGUGACCUUUGAGGAUUUUGUCAAGAGCUGUUUUCCCCAUCUCUCUGACAAGCUGAACACCUGGAUCAGUAAAGGCUUAUGCAUCUUAUUUGGUGUGAUGUGUACCUCCAUGGCUGUGGCUGCAUCCUUCAUGGGAAGCAUUAUACAGGCUGCCCUCAGCAUCCAUGGCAUGUGUGGGGGGCCGAUGCUGGGCCUGUUCACGUUGGGAAUCGUGUUUCCUUUUGUGAACUGGAAGGGUGCAAUAGGAGGCCUUCUGACUGGGAUCACCUUGUCAUUUUGGGUAGCCAUUGGGGGCUUCAUGUAUCCUGCACAAGCCUCCAAGACAUGGCCCUUGCCUUUAUCGACAGACCAGUGUGUCCCCUCAAAUGUGACGGAGUUAGUGCCUCCAGUGCUAUCCAGCAGACCUGCAAUUGCUGACAUCUGGUAUUCGAUCUCCUACCUAUACUACAGUGCAGUGGGCUGCCUGGGAUGCAUUGUUACUGGAGUAAUCAUCAGCUUCAUCACAGGUCACCAAAGUGGCAAGGAUAUUCAACCAGGGCUAAUUAGGCCAGUUUGCAACUUAUUCUGCUUUUGGUCUAAAAAAUAUAAGACACUGUGCUGGUGUGGAGUUCAGCAUGACUGUGGGACAGAACAGGAAAACCUUGAGAAUGGCAGUACCUGGAAACAAAGAACUGAAUCUGUCUUACAGAACGGACUCAGACGAGAAAGCCUGGCCCAUGUGUCAGGUUAUGACCCCAAGGACAAGAGCUAUGACAAUGUGGCAUUUGAGAAGAUUACCCAUUUUUAA